Messenger RNA from Colletotrichum scovillei, 1878 nucleotides. Its product is annotated as CFEM domain-containing protein. The transcript is spliced from 7 exons. The record is from RefSeq and is a predicted model, not a curated record. Bases 317 to 1684 code for a protein of 455 amino acids. Lineage: Eukaryota; Fungi; Ascomycota; Sordariomycetes; Glomerellales; Glomerellaceae.
CGGCCCCAGUGGUCUGGGCCGACUUGUCCGCACCCGGAAGGCUACUUUGCCAUCUCCGCCGUGGCUUGCACGACGACGCCCCGUCCUCCCCGGCGGCUGAUCCGAGCCGUGCCCUCAUCCAUAUUUGUUACCCUUCCCAGGUAUUUCCCCCUCUCAUGGUUGCACAAUUUUCUCUCGAUCCUUCUUCUGCCCAAUCUCGCACUGCUGGUCUUCCCGACUUUGGUGUUCACCGGAACGCACCCCCACGAGUCCUUGGACGCCUUCACUUCCGUCAUGAUUUGAUCACCACACAAUUUGAUACCACAGCGAAAACCACAUGAUUGUUGCGAUGAAGCCAUAUCUUAUUUUACUAUCUUUCUUGGCAAGCCUGCCAUUAGUGUAUGGCCUUUACGAUGAUGUGCCAGAUUGCGCAUUACCAUGCCUAUUCGAACCCCUCGACUACACAUCGUGCCAGUUCAGUAAUUCGACAUGUCUCUGCGAAGACAUGAACUAUAACAUGGCCGUAAUUCAUUGCGUUCGGGUCCAGUGCAGCGUGCAGCAAGCUUUGAUUACGAAGAAUCGAACAUGGCAAGACUGCGGAUUCGCUUAUCAUGAUGAAGGUGUUUCCAUCGCAUGGGUCCCGUCAUUUCUCUUCGGAAUGGUGACCUUAUUUUUUGCCAUGCGGCUGGCGACGAAAUGGAUAGGUUUAUCGACUUGGGGUUUGGACGAUACAACCAUUACCUUUGCAUACGCAAUGAUGAUUGCGUUCUUGGUCGCGACACAUCUUGGACGGCAAGAGGGAUUCGGAAAAGACAUUUGGACGCUCACAGUGGACCAGAUUACAAAUUUCAUCAGGGGCUUCUUCGCUUUUGAGAUUGUCUACUCUGUGACCCUUGCAGUCAUCAAAGCGUCGAUACUAUUUCUCUACAUACGCAUCUUCGGAGCACUCACCGAGACUUUCCGCCGAAUCUUGUGGGCGACGCACAUCUUCAACAUCAUUGUAUGCGUCACAUUUGUCAUUGUCAACUUGAACCAAUGCAAACCUCUCAGCUACUUUUGGUUUGGAUGGGAUGGCAGACACCCCGGUUAUUGCAUUGAUUUGUCUGCCAUGGCCCUCUCUCAUGCGGCCAUCAACAUCGCUCUUGAUCUCUGGAUGCUGGUUUUGCCAGCCACGCAGAUCUAUAGGCUCAACCUGCAGAAGAGGCAGAAAGCCGGUAUCAUGUCUAUGUUUGGCGUUGGCAUCUUCAUCACUAUUGUCAGUGCUGUUCGCUUGCGCAGUGUAGCACAGUUCAACAAAUCAUGGAACCCAACCUACGACUUCUUUGGCCUGGCACUCUGGUCCCACAUCGAGCUUUGCGUUGGAACAAUCGUGGCAUGCAUGCCGGCAGCCCGAGCUCUCGUCCGACGACUCUUCCCCGAGCUCCUUUACGUCACCAACAUCUCCACGAAUAGAACUUCCACCAGAGCUUCCGGCAACGUCAAGAUUGUGUCCCAGGACAUUGCAACCAUCGCCACGGAUGAUGUCCCCGAGAGUUCGACAGCGAAUUCCACGAAGAAGGAUUCGCUCGCCACCCUGAUUCCCGAUAGAGUCCCGCUGAGGCGACUGACUACGAGCGAUAGCUUGCUGCAAAUUUCUAAGAGCGAUCCUGAUCGCUCGUUAUACGGAGACUCGCAGAAAGGAAGCAGCAAACUCAGUGAUUGGUAAAUGUCUAUUUGGCUACAUGUAUUCAUAAACAACAACGUUGGUGGUAAUGUGAUUGGCAAAGGAGUGCGAAAAGUAUCGAUAAUACCCUGACUGUACCGUAAAGCAGAUUGAUAUUUAGAUUUCUUUGGAGCGAUGUAUUAAGAUGCAACCCACAUCAUGUAAAAUACUUAAAAAAAGCAAAAAAGAACACACAG